UCUGGUCCAGCGGAACCCCCGACCUAGGAUGGCCAAUCGGGCUGAAAUUUUUACCAGGUACGUAUCUCUCCAGGAUCACUCAUCCCUGAAAUUUUCAGCUCAAAAGACCCAUUCUAAGUGGGAAAUCAUUUCUGAGGGGUGGGGCCCUUAAUGAUCAAACCAUACUUAUGAUGUUUGACUCAUUUUAUUUCCUUUUAAUAUAUUACUCUUCUAAAUAUAACCUUAUUUAGUUUCUCUUUGAGAGAAAAAAAAAAUGAUAUUCUUUAAAAAAUUGCAAACUGAAUUUUGCUGUUACAUAGACAAUCUGUUUCUCCUGAUCACAUGCACUGAACUCAAUUAAUACUACAGUACGGGUAAAAAAUAUAAGAGAAACGCGCAUUUGUUUUUAUUUGUUUCUACGAUAUCAAGCAUUUAACUCAAAUCCAAAUAGUACUUUGAAUAGUCAAUGAAGUUCUCUAUGAAAUACAUUCUAUAUAUAUCAAAAAAAAAUUUUUCUAGUUUUAUUCAAGAUUUUAUACUCUUUCAGAUAGAACUCUUAAAAAUUAAUUUUCAUUCAGUUUUCUAGAAUCUGAAAAAUACUGUAUUACCUGUUGAAAGCAUUAUUUGGAUUUGAAUUAAAUACAUGUUACCGUAGAAAAAAAAAAAUCAAAAGUACGUUGAUGUUAUAUUUUUGACCAGUACAAUAAUCACUAGAAACUUUUUUGUUGUAAUAAUAAAUUAAUUUUCUUUUUUUUUUUGCAUUUAGAUAUUACAAAGAUCCAGUUUUAUGUGUUAAAUGUAUUUUAGAUGGUAUUUCAUCUGAUGAAAAACUCUCAGAUGAAAAAACAAAUGCUAUUCUUAGUAUACUCGUUCUUGAUCUUAAACUUGAAAUGACUGUAUUACGUAUUGAAAAUGGUAUUCCAUAUAUACGAUUAAAUUUAGGUGAGAGAAAUUUAAAUAAUGAAAUACGUACUAUUCUUUUAUCAUCAAACAUAAUAAAACAAAAUCAAAUAAUUUAUUCUGAUCCGAAUAAACUUGAACUGAAUCUAUCUGAAACUCAUUAUGUUCAAUUAACAACUGUUGAUACACAAUCUGAAUGUUUUCAUGUUUUACUUAUGCGCGAUUGUCUUUCAAUAAUAAUGAAUGUAUUAAAAGAUUGGAAUGCUAAUAGAAAACCAUUAUCUGUAGAACCAAAACCAAAUAUGCUUGUUUGUGCACAAUACGAUGUUGAUGAUCUUUGGUAUCGAGGAUGGAUUCAAUAUGUUACUGAAGAUGGUUAUCGUGUAUAUUUUGUCGAUUUUGGUAAUGAAGAAAUCGUUUCCAUUGAUCGUCUUAGUGAAUGUCCAGAUAUUUUAAGAAAUAUUCCAUGGCAAAGUGUACAAAUUAAAUUAGCUAAUAUUAAAUUAACAGAUGAUGAACGUUAUAUACUUUUAAGAGAUUUUGAAACUGAUCGUCUUGAAAUGAAAAUUAUUGAAAAACAUCAAGAUAUUUAUCAUGUUGAUUUAAUUAUGAAUGGAAAAUCACUUGUAGAACAUAUAUUAGAAUUACGAAAGAAACAACAAUCACAAAUUAAUGAGGUACCAAAAAUACCUAUGGAACCGAUUCAACAAACCUUUACACCAGUAUCAACAGUAACACCAGUGACAACAACGGAAAAUGUUUUACGAACAUCAAAUGAAAAUUCACAAUCAAUUCCAUUGCCUAUUCAACCGAGUAUUGAUGUACCAGGGCAACCUAUAAUAUUAAACAAUAGUAAAAUAUUGCAAUCAACAACUACAACAACAAAUACUGCUACUACUGUUGAUGCUGGUAAAAUACCGGUGUCUAGCAUUUCGAAUACGGUAAUGAAACAAGAGCCUACUACUGACCAAAAGAACGAUAUUUGUAUUAAUGAUAAUUUAAUAACAUUAAUUGCUGAACAACGUCGACAAAAUCGUUUACUCGAACAAGUUAUCGCAGCGAUUAAUACAACAAAUGCACUUCUCACACAACUUGUUCAACGCUAA
Molecule: messenger RNA, 1985 nt
Organism: Rotaria sp. Silwood2
Lineage: Eukaryota; Metazoa; Rotifera; Eurotatoria; Philodinida; Philodinidae
Source: the annotation of a GenBank genome assembly